This is a messenger RNA of Scedosporium apiospermum, 1461 nucleotides long. RefSeq lists its product as uncharacterized. The record is from RefSeq and is a predicted model, not a curated record. Lineage: Eukaryota; Fungi; Ascomycota; Sordariomycetes; Microascales; Microascaceae. The transcript has 3 exons. Gene Ontology annotation, molecular function: protein heterodimerization activity; chromatin binding. Gene Ontology annotation, biological process: replication fork processing; resolution of meiotic recombination intermediates. Gene Ontology annotation, cellular component: Fanconi anaemia nuclear complex; FANCM-MHF complex. The coding region runs from base 1 to 1461 and encodes 486 amino acids.
AUGUCUACCCCGUCGAACACGACAACGCCAACAGGCCCGCCCUCAAAAAUAACGGUAGUAACUCCCUCUCGUCGAGCCUUUAGCGCAGAUCCCCCAUCCCGAGGCUCAACCCGAAGAUCCAUCCAUACGCCCCUCAACAACACAACCGCCCGCGAUCUCCUCAGCUCAGUUCGAUACGGCCAAUCCGCAUCUGGACGAAAACCCAAUGCUCCAACCCCACAUGCCCGCGCGGCCAUUCGCGCCCUCGAUCUUCGCCGCGCGACAAUCUUUACGCCUGGGAGGAGCCGGAGGCGUAGUAUGCGGGAGCAGCGGGAGACGCCCAGGGACAUAUUGCGUGCACUGGGCCAGAUGCUAGCUCCUACAUCGCAGGCCAUUGCCUCUUCAUCUUCGCCCGGAGAGGAGAGGAGAACGUCCCUAGCCAAGGUACUCGAGGAAGACGAUGACGACUCGUUGCCGAUUGAUGCGCCGCGGUUAUCGUUACCAAUAGAUGUGGAUGACGAUUCGGAUCUGCGACCUCCUCGAUCGUCUGGCUUGGAGGAAGAAAACUAUACAAUGCAAUCCGUCGAGUUCCCCCGGCGGGCUUACAGUGAACAACCCUCUCGAUUGUCGAGGGGAAGCUUCGGAACCGUUGAUUUGAGCGAUGUUACCGGGACAGUUAAUCUGGAUGGCGGCGAUGACCGCGCAAACUUCCCCAUAAUGACGUUUGAAGACUGGGGGUUGGGCGCGGCGUUGGGGGAUAUCACAUUCGAACGCAUCGAUGAAACCGAGGGAAGGCGGACAACUCUGGCCCUCAAUUGUGAGAGUGGCGUUGGUCUCGAUGUCAUCACCGAUGUGAAUGAGAGUACAUUUAUGAUGAAUCUUGAACCAGCUCCUCGCGAUGAGUCCUCUGUACCUCCACUAGAAGCGAGUGACAACGAGGGCGAGGCGCCGCAGUAUGACGGCGACGAGUGGCCGUUUGGUUUUGAGGACGAAGAACCCGUCGAGGAGGGGAAGGAGGAGGAGGACGCCACAGAAGCAGUGGUGGAAGGGCAAGUACCCCGGAGGAAACGAAAGCGCGGCCCCAAGCUAUCCCAGUACGGCAUCGAGUACCCAUCUCUUCCUCCGGCAGUAAUCAAGCGGUUAGCACAAACCUUCGCCCAGACCAGUGGCGUAGCGAACACGAAGAUUACGCCAGACACACUCGAUGCUCUAUCUCAGGCGACAGACUGGUUCUUUGAACAAAUUGGGGACUCCCUCCAGGCCUAUGCGAAACACGCUGGACGCAAGACUAUCGAUGAAAGUGACGUUAUUACGUUAAUGCGAAGGCAGCGCCAAGUAGGUCCCUCUACGACGCCGUUUUCGCUGGCGCAGAGGCAUCUACCAAGAGAAUUGCUCCAGCACCUCCGAAUGCCAGUUCCCGUCCCUGCCAAGAAACGUCGGCGCAAGACUGCCGACAACCCAGAAGAAGAAGAGGAGGAGUGA